GGUCCGUCAACCAGGAUCUACAAGGGUCUGCAGGGGUCGUGGAAAUUUGGCCUCCGUAAUUCGUCCCGAGACUGGGAUGAGCACGUGUCUCCGGCUUUCCUCCAGCGACUGUCAAUUAACUACUUACCUCUUCACAGGGCCAUGACCAUCCGUCCAUCCGUCCACCCUCAGCUACAGGGUAAACCCACCCAUCACGAUCCCGCGUGUGCCAACGUGGGGGCUUUCGGCGCUCUGAGACAGGACCAUCUUCAACCCCCUAGCCCACCACGGCCCCACGAAUAUCAUCGUCCCGCGAUUCAGUAUCCUUGACCGAC
Ilyonectria robusta is the source of this 314-nucleotide messenger RNA. RefSeq lists its product as uncharacterized. The transcript has a single exon. NCBI's taxonomy places the organism in Eukaryota, Fungi, Ascomycota, Sordariomycetes, Hypocreales, Nectriaceae. The record is from RefSeq and is a predicted model, not a curated record. The coding region runs from base 142 to 309 and encodes 55 amino acids.